CUUCAGUUCUCCUGCUUUUGCUGCUGUGCUCCUUUGCCGGGGCCAAACGAGCCAUGCCAGACUGUUGCCGACAAAAAAGCUGUUCAUGCCGCAUCUUUGAUCUCCUCCAUGGGAUGGGCAACCAUGCCGCCGGCAUCCUGACCAUCGGCAAGCGUAGCAGUGCCAUGACCACCAAGGGCUUCCAGAACCGCCUCUACCGCCUUUUGCAUGGCUCAGAAAACCAGGCUGCUGGGAUUCUCACAAUGGGCAAGAGAGCGACUGGGCUCCCCUUGCCCCUCAGCAAGAAUGCACCCAGCACCUCCCAGAUGAUGCCCACCCGAUACGUUGCAGAGCCUGACCCCGUCAUGGGCUGCCUGAUUCCCCAGAAGACCAGUGCCGUAAAUCCCAUUUACUAAGAAAUCACAAAUAAGGAAAUCCUUUUCAAGAGUUUGCACAAGUCCUUCCUGCUUUCUCUCAUCACUG
Messenger RNA from Ahaetulla prasina, 462 nucleotides. It is a transcript of the gene HCRT, whose product is annotated as hypocretin neuropeptide precursor. Bases 54 to 395 code for a protein of 113 amino acids. NCBI's taxonomy places the organism in Eukaryota, Metazoa, Chordata, Lepidosauria, Squamata, Colubridae. The record is from RefSeq and is a predicted model, not a curated record. The transcript has a single exon. Gene Ontology annotation, biological process: feeding behavior; neuropeptide signaling pathway.